GAAGUAUAUUACAAUUUAUUAAGGCGACAUUCCAACUCUUCAACUUAACCGAGUUCAUGGUUUUGGUGCUACUGGUAUUGGAGUUCAAUGAAAAUAGAAAACUUCGAGUAAGAAAAAGCGCGCACCGUUAACUAAAAUAUUCUAAGUUGCAUACGGUUUCGUUGUUAAAUUUGCAGCAUUUUAUUUCAGAAUAUAAGCAAGCUUACUGCUGAAAAAAUAGUUAACUACAUUUACUUCUAACCAAGAAUAGGAUUCAAAAAAUUAACAGAAUGGUUUCAGUGCGUUAUACGCGAAAUCUUUUCCUUAGGGGAAUGUGUAUUAUCUAUCUAUUUGCGUUCCUCAGCUUCUACAUUCAGAUUCCCGGUUUAUAUGGUGAUAAUGGAAUACUACCAGGAAAAACACAAUUGGAUCUAAAAGCUCAAAUAUCUCUUUUACAAAAAUUUAAACAAAAACCAACUCUACUUUGGUUUGCUCCUUAUCUUGGUUUAAAUGUUGAAUAUAUGCUUGAUGUUUUGACAUUAAUUGGAAUAAUUAUCUCUUUUUUGGGAUUCAUAUCACAAAAAUUCUGCUCUGCUCCAAUAUUUUCUAUAUUAUGGUCGCUAUACUAUUCUAUUUACCAAAUAGGUCAAACAUUUAUGUGGUUCCAAUGGGAUAAUCUUUUAUUGGAAGCUGGCUUUCUAUGUAUAAUUGUUGCUCCAUUUUGGUAUUCUAAUCAUAUAAAAAAAAGUACUCCAAGCGAUUCACUAACAUUUUGGACUGUGCGUUGGCUUUUUUUCCGUCUGAUUUUUUCUAAUGGAGUAAUUAAGCUUACUUCUGACUGCCCGCUUUGGUGGAAAUUGGAUGCCCUAAGUGUGUAUUUUGAAUCUCAAUGUAUUCCAACCCCUUUGGCUUGGUAUGCUCAUCAUUUACCAUCUUGGUAUCUACGACUUAAUACUGUUGGCGCCAAUAUACUGGAGCUUGUUAUACCUUUUCUCUUCUUUUUUCCCAUUAAGAAAGUUCGAGUUAUAGCCUUUUAUUUACAACUUAUUCUUCAAAUUCAUAUAAUUACAACAGGAAAUUAUAACUUCUUCAAUUUAUUAACAAUUUGUUUAAGUAUAUCCUUAUUAGAUGAUCAUUUCUUUUAUAGAAAGAAAUCGAAAGCUGAAAAAUCAAGAAUUUUUUAUUAUUUGUCUACUAUAAUUUGUAUUGUAUUGUACACAGGAAUUUUUUAUAGUACUUAUGUGUAUUAUAAUCUUAAGUUUACUAAAGAUUGGUCUAUUUCAUCUCAAAUAGGAUUUACAAAAGAACAAUUUAAUAACAUUCUUUCUCGUUUUAUUCCCAUUUCUGUGUAUGUAGCAUUAAUAUCACUUAGUUUUACUGUAGCUAAUGGAGUAACUAAUUCAGUUAUGAAUGUUAAAGGGGUUAAGAGAAAAAUUACUACAACACUUAUAACAUUGUUAUAUUCUACAAUUGUUGCUUUUAUUUUUGCUGUCAGUGUUGUACCAUACACAGUUUCUUUGUACCCAAAAUUAAAUAUGACUCUUCCAGUUCAAUUAAAAGAAAUUCACUCAAAAAUAAAUCAUCUGCAAUUGACAAAUAGUUAUGGAAUAUUUAGAAAAAUAACUGGUGUUAAUGGAAGACCAGAAAUAAUUAUUGAAGGAAGUAAUAAUAUUGAAGGACCAUGGAAGGAAUAUCAUUUUCUGUAUAAGCCUGGUAAUAUUAAUAAUUCGUUACCAUUUGUUGCUCCAUAUCAACCACGUCUUGAUUGGCAAAUGUGGUUUGCUGCAUUAGGCAAUUAUAGUCAAAAUCCUUGGUUAAUGUCUUUUGCCUACAGACUUUUAUAUGGACAAUCGGAAGUUUUAAAUUUAAUGAAUAAUCUUGAAAACCCCUUUCGUGAUAAUCCACCAAAGUAUAUCAGAGCUAGUCUUUAUCAUUACCAUUUUACACCAUCAAAUAAAAAGGGUAAUGUGCAAUCUUGGUGGAUAAGAGAAAGAAUAAAUGAUUAUUUUCCCAUCUUCAGUCGUGAUCAUCCACCUCUAGUUGAAUAUUUAUCAAAAAAAAAAAUUAUUCAAAAUAAACCAUACAUUAAAGUGAUGAAUAAUACUUUGAAAAUAGUAUUUGAUUUUAUUAGAUCUCUGGUAAGCAAAGUUGAGGCAACUCUAUUACUCUGGGGCAUGUUCACAGCUGGAUGUGCAAUAAUCAUGACCGGUUAAUAAAUGAGUUAUAAUAUGAAUGGUGUCAAAUAUGAAAUAGAAUAAAAAUUGAUUUCCAUGUAAAAAGAAGUGAGAAAAGACUUUUUAUAUUAUUUG
This is a messenger RNA of Ceratosolen solmsi marchali, 2288 nucleotides long. RefSeq names its product lipase maturation factor 2. Lineage: Eukaryota; Metazoa; Arthropoda; Insecta; Hymenoptera; Agaonidae. Gene Ontology annotation, biological process: protein maturation. Gene Ontology annotation, cellular component: endoplasmic reticulum membrane. The coding region runs from base 270 to 2192 and encodes 640 amino acids. The record is from RefSeq and is a predicted model, not a curated record. The transcript has 10 exons.